UAGGACGUCAUAUUGUAUUCCUCGUUUCCAGAAACGCACAAUAGUACUCCGUUUCAAACAUUUCAGCACACUGAAUUAACUGCAUGUAUCACAGAAUUAAAAGAGCAGCAUUUGAACUUUAUUGUGUAAGUACAUUUGGAGCCAGUUAGGGUCCCGUUUGUAACGCUGUGAAAGCAGUAAAUAAGCUAGUAGGAAACACUGGCGCCUUGAAGCCCCUUUUUCCUUUUCUUCAAUAACAUAGCUGUCUGACGCUUUUCCUCCAAAAUGAUGAACUAUUCUGACUACGACUCUGAUGGAUAUUCAUCUAAUGAAGAUGCAGACUACGUCCCGUCAGACGAUAACCUCAGCGAGGACGACAUUAAUGAGUGUGAAAAGGAAGACCCUCUGCACGAGGGUGACAGUGUGCCGCAUCCUGGCGAUGUCAUCAAGAAGAAGAGGAAGAAAAAGGACAUCAGUAUGAGAAAGAGAAAGAAAGGAGUACUGAAGGUAGACAAGGAGAAGGAUGGAGAUGGAGCAGAAGAGGUCCCGCCACCAGAGGAAGAGGUGGGAAAAUUCACUGAGGCACACGAGGAUGAUGAGGCAAAGCAGAAGAAAAAAUCCGAUGACCUGUGGGCAAGUUUCCUGUCUGACGUUGGAUCCAGACCCAAAGACCCCACACCUGCCUCACAGUCAGGUACCACAAAGAAGGAUGAUUCCUCAGUAUUGCAGGCUAAAUGUUUGAGUCCAACAACAAAAGCAUCAGAACCUGCUAAAGUCACCAUCACUAAAGUUUUCGACUUCGCUGGAGAAGAAGUGAGGGUGGAUAAAGUGGUAUCAGCAGACUCCAGGGAAGCUAAGAGUUAUCUGAAGAGCCAGAACACCAUACAGGAAGAGAAUGGAGACAAGAAGGAGAGCUCAUCACCCAGCGAACAGCCUCCUCCUGGCCCCAGUGUCAAGCGUCCUGCAGGCAUGUCGAGCAUCCUGAAUCGUAUUGGGGGAAAGAAACAGAAGAUGAGUACGUUGGAAAAGUCAAAGAUGGACUGGGAUGCUUUUAAAUCAGAGGAGGGCAUCACUGAGGAGCUGGCCAUCCACAACAGAGGCAGAGAGGGGUAUGUGGAGCGGAAGAACUUCUUGGAGCGCGUCGACCACCGCCAGUUUGAGUUAGAAAAAGCAGUGCGACAGAGCAACAUGAAACAAUGACACACACACACACACACACAGAGUAGAACAGAUGUUUAGACUUCCUGUAUCUUGCUUUCUCUCUCUCUCUAAUGACACAGUUGCCGUUCCUCCAGUAAAGUGAGCUCAGACUGGUGCUGUGGCUCGAGUCUAUUUCAGGACGGGGAUAUUAAUAGGGUGAGUUUGUGGAAUGAUGGGGUGUUGAGUGUUCUUGUACUUCCAUCCUUGUGAGAACCAAUUUGAUUUUCAAACCUUCACACUGAGGGCAUUUUUUGGGGAAGUGAGGUCAUUCUUUCCUGUCCUACUUCCUCACAGGGUUGAGUCAGGGCUAAAACUUAGUUUUGGGGUAAAAGAAUAAAUCCAGUUUAUACAUUUACUUUUAUAGUUUUGUCCAUUUUUUCUACCUGUCAUGAUGAUGUCUUCACCAAGUUAACUGCUGAGAUCUGGGAACACAGUGAUGCCAUACAAAGAAGUCUGAUAGGUCAAGAAACAUGAACAGCCAGGUGAUCUAUUGUGGAAGUAAAACCCAAGUUGAAGUGAACCAGAGUUAUACUCUAAUACUUAAAUCAUUAUCAUCUCAUUAUGGUUAGGGUAAAGGUUGAGGUUAGGUAGGGCACUGAGCCAACUGACUGGCUAGGACCCGUUUCCACUUAGCAUUAAAAUGCGACCUGUAUAUCUGGAUACCUUACCUGAAUCAGAGAAAACACAUUUAGAGGUUAAAACAACUGUUAUAAAUGCAUUUUGUAUGAGAUCUCAGCCAGAUGUAAAUGACACCUGUACCAUAAAAAUCUGCCCCUACCCAACAAGUUGAAAGGUAACCUAUAACUCUGCCUCUUCCUGCUGUCUCAAGCUGCCCUUAGACAGCUGCACACAGCACCUUCCUCUGCAGAUCCAUACAGCAGCAUCUCUUCAGGAGACUUCAGGACAAAGGGAUUGUUUGGAUUUUUUGAAGUGGAGUUGUGUGAGUUACUUAUCCAUAGUCAGUGUAUUACAUACAUUAAAUGUCAGUUGGGCCAACCCCAUUACUGAAGGCCAAAAGCUGUUACUGGCUUCAGUUCCCCAUCUAUGCCCUCGUCAAAGCCACCAGACUACAUUGAGAGAAACAGUGAUUUAACAUCCCUGAACAUAGGAGCUGCUGGUCUACCGCUGCUUUAAUCAGUUUGUUUGUGUUAUUGUGUGACUUUGGUGAAUCUGAACUAACCUUUUUAAAUGCAAAAGUCACACAAUAACACUGUUUGAGGCAACGGUAGACCAUCAGCUCCGAUGUUCAGCAAUGUUAAAUCACUGUUUUUCUCAAUGGAGUCUUGUUCUGAAGAGAGCGAUAGAGUGACAGUAGGUUUCUUGGCUUGUAUGUCAGACUCCACCUGCUUCUCCAAAGUAGGGGCGUGCCGACGUAUGUGUAUACUGUCUAUGGUAAGUAUGUGCACGUUUUUCUGAGUGUACUAACCAAAAAGACUGUUGCAAACAUCAUACAGUAGCAUACUACCCAGCACUAUGACAUCUAAAUUUCAAAUUCUUUUUGAUGACAUCCAUUUUUUAUUACAGAAAUUUAGAUGUCAUAGUGCUGGGUCGUGUACUACUGUAUGAUGUUUGCAACAGUCUUUUUGGUUAGUACACUCAGAAAAACGUUUGAAAGAUUGAAACUGUAUUAAAAUUCUACAGAUAGGGGCUUUAAUCAGCAGAGGGAUAGAUGCUGUGAGGUCUGGUUAAAUUAAUGCAGUUGUUGAAUGGAUUUUUCAUUGUUUCAGUGUUCAACCAAUAAUGUUUUUUCAGAUCGUUAAUGAUGUUUUUGGAUUGGGAAAAAAAUGUGUUAAAAUCUGAACUUUGUCAUACUGUUUAAACCAUCAUGCAACACUGAAAAACCCUGCUGACCACUGUAAAAAUGAUAACAUGUAUUCAUGCAUUCAGGUGAAAAGCUUUCUGGGGACACUGUACAGAGCACUGUAAUGCUGAUCAAUACCACAAUAGAAGUGUAAUCAAUUAGUCUGCGUCUCAUCCAUCAUAAAUGAGAGGGCCACACUGACUGCCGAUCCCUCAGGUGCUCUUUUGUCCUAGUUAUGAACAAACAUGGAACAAAGGCAGAGGGGUGAGAGGAGGAUUGAUGCAGAAGAGGGAGAUUUGAUGUUUUAUUUGUUUAACUGUUGGGUCGUGACGCAGCUCUCUGUUUGUUCAUGUAAAUAUUAGAUAUUCAAUAAACACAAACAGGUCAUUUUAA
Messenger RNA from Epinephelus fuscoguttatus (brown-marbled grouper), 3373 nucleotides. RefSeq names its product craniofacial development protein 1 (gene cfdp1). The record is from RefSeq and is a predicted model, not a curated record. The transcript has 7 exons. Bases 265 to 1179 code for a protein of 304 amino acids. NCBI's taxonomy places the organism in Eukaryota, Metazoa, Chordata, Actinopteri, Perciformes, Serranidae.